Gossypium arboreum is the source of this 951-nucleotide messenger RNA. Its product is annotated as valerianol synthase TPS1G-like. Lineage: Eukaryota; Viridiplantae; Streptophyta; Magnoliopsida; Malvales; Malvaceae. The transcript is spliced from 4 exons. Gene Ontology annotation, molecular function: terpene synthase activity; magnesium ion binding. Bases 1 to 951 code for a protein of 316 amino acids. The record is from RefSeq and is a predicted model, not a curated record.
AUGCCAUGCUUACUUGAGGCAUACAGUGACUGGAAAGAAGAAAAUAUGGAAUCAAGGCUUCCAAAUGCAAGAAAUAGAAUUGUGGAGUGCUUUUUCUCGGCGAUAGCAGUUUAUUUUGAACCAUGCUAUGCACGUGCUUGCAACAUAUAUGCUAAACUAUUAUCAACCUUAGUACUCAAUGAUGAUACUUACGAUGCCUAUGGUACUUAUGAAGAACUCCAAUAUUUCACCGAUGCAAUCCAAAGAUUUGAUAUUGGUAUUAUGGAUGAACUUCCAACAAAUUACUUAAAACUUGUUUACGAGACUAUCUUGAAUAUUCACAAUGAAGCUGAGGAUAAGAUGAGAAAAGAAGGAAGAUCUUAUGCCAUUUCCUACGCUAUAAAUGAGUUCAAGAAAUUAGCAGAAGCCUGUUUUGCUGAGCGACGUUGGGUGCAUAGAAGUUAUGUGCCAACGUUUGAUGAGUAUAUGGACACUGCAAUGACGUCAAGUGCAGGCCUUGUUUCAGUCUGUCAAGCAUUGAUAGGAAUGGAAGAAGCAGAUGAAACUGCAUAUCAAUGGCUGAUCAAUACUGAUAACAAACUUCAUAAAACCGUCAACAAAAUUGCUCGUCUCUACGAUGAUCUCUCAACUAAUGAGGAAUGUGUUAAUGGUGAAAUUAAGGCUGAAGAAAAGAGGGGACUGGUUUGUGGAACCAGUUGUUACAUGAAACAAUAUGGUGUUACAAGACAGGAAGCGGUCGAAGCUUACAGGGAAAUGAUUGAGGUUGCUUGGAAAGACAUGAACGAAGCUUGUCUUAAACCAAUGCCUGUCUCAAACAAAAUUGCGGUGCGAGCUCUUAACGUUGCACGUUUAGUUUUGGUUCUUUACAAGAAAGACGAUGGAUUCACAAGGCCUGAACUAUCUUUGAAAGAUGCCAUCGCCAAAGUGCUCAUUCAUCCCAUACCCCUUUAA